AUGGACGUUACCUCAAAUGAUGGCAUGGAGCUUGCUUUUGAAAAAGUGGUUGAGGACCUAGGCAAGGUGGAUAACUGUGUUACCUGCGCCGGGAUUGCGCUUGACAAACCUUUUCUCGAACAUACAUGGGAGGAGUCUCGUCGCAUUCUUGAUAUCAAUGUCCUUGGGUCAUUUUUCUCGGCACAGCUGGCUGCUAAGCAAAUGGUCAAGCAAGGCAACGGUGGGUCUAUCGUUAUGAUUGCUUCCAUCGCCGCCCAUUGUGCUAUACCAUCUCAGCGAGUUUCAAUUUACGGUGCCUCAAAGGGCGCCAUCAAGCUUUUAGGGAAGACACUUGCAGUUGAGAUGGCCCCGUUCAAUAUUCGUGUCAAUACUAUCUCCCCUGGAUUCAUCGCAACAAAAAUGUCGGCACAAUUCGCGGAUCUUCAGGAGGUGUUUAGGACAGUGCCUCCAAUGGGGCGUAUUGGACAGCCCGAGGAUUUGGCACUUGCGGUAGGUUAUCUGCUAGGGGAAGGGGCAUCGUAUACAACAGGUACAGAUAUUGCAGUGACUGGGGGCUUGCACAAUGGACGCAUUGAGCUCUAA
Molecule: messenger RNA, 582 nt
Organism: Penicillium expansum
Lineage: Eukaryota; Fungi; Ascomycota; Eurotiomycetes; Eurotiales; Aspergillaceae
Product: SDR family NAD(P)-dependent oxidoreductase
Exons: 3
Coding region: 1-582 (193 amino acids)
Molecular function (GO): oxidoreductase activity, acting on the CH-OH group of donors, NAD or NADP as acceptor
Source: RefSeq, a predicted model, not a curated record